CACACUCUCUUUCUCUCUUUCUCUCACUCCAUCUCCUCUGACUCGCUUUGUUUCAUUUUUCUUCUCUCAUCACGAACCCACUUUCUCUCACCUCCUGCUCAAAUAGUGUGCCAACCUAGGGAUUAGUUUUUGGUCGUUCGUGAGGCUAUGGUAGGUCAAGGGAACCAUUGUUACUUCCAAAAUCAAGAGGGUUUUUCAGUUUUGUUCAUAUUUCAAUAGGGUUUAAGAGAACAGAGUGUCGAAGCAACAAUUUAUGUUGAGAUGGGGUCCAAAGCAAAGAAAGCUAUCCAGAAGAAACUGAAGAAGAAUUCAUCCAAAAUGUUGGCUUCAAGUCGUAAAGAUGAAGCUGCUGAUUUCUUGCCCUUAGAGGGCGGUCCUGGCCACAAACUUCCAGAAAGCAACACACAUGGGAAUACUGCUACAGUCUUGUACAUUGGUCGAAUUCCACAUGGCUUCUUUGAGAAUGAAAUGGAAGGUUUUUUUAAACAAUUUGGUGCGAUCAAAAGACUUAGACUGGCAAGGAAUAGGAAGACAGGAAAAUCCAAGCAUUUUGGCUUCAUCGAAUUUGAGUCUCCCGAGGUGGCAAAGAUUGUAGCAGAUUGUAUGCAUAAUUAUCUGUUGUUUGAGCAUUUGUUGCAAGUUUAUCUUAUUCCUCCGGAUCGUGUUCAUCCAAAAUUGUGGAAAGGUGUUAACCGUUGGUACAAGCCCUUGGAUUGGGUCCGUAUUGAGCGUAAGCAACAUGACAAGGAGAGAACAUUGGAAGGGCACAAGAAGUUGGUGAAAGGAAUCAUGAAACGGGACCAGAAAAGGAGAAAGAAGAUUGAGGAUGCUGGUAUUGAUUAUGAGUGCCCAGAAAUUGUGGGCAACCAGCCCGCGCCGAAGAAGAUUAGGUUUGACGAAGACUAGGAUGUCGUGGGACAGAAGAAGUACAAUUUCAGUUACUUUUCCUUUUACUUCCGUUUCAACUGCACUGUUGUCAUUCUCUCCAAAAUACAAUACAUGAGACAACCGACAGGCUUAAUACGGUUUCCAAAUUUUCCCCGUCAGGUUUAUAUAGACAUUGGAAAGACAUGAGAAGCAGAAAAAUAUUAUGAAGGUUGUAAUAUUUUUGUAGCUUAUUCUAUUAUGUUCAUAUAUUAGCUUUGGUUAUGUUCGUAGUUGCCAACAAAUGAAAAGGGCUAGACCAGGAAGAGACUUGCCUGAAGAAUUGCCAAUGGUCUGCCACAGAUCAGUAUUCUCAUCCGUGCUGUAUGUUAUCUCCAACAAUUAAAAUUUGAUAUGUUUAGUUGCUGGACAACUAUAAUUUUUUAUUUAUUUUUUAUCUAAAGCACCAAGGGUUGCAUUUUGACAACUA
Molecule: messenger RNA, 1354 nt
Organism: Cornus florida
Lineage: Eukaryota; Viridiplantae; Streptophyta; Magnoliopsida; Cornales; Cornaceae
Exons: 9
Coding region: 262-906 (214 amino acids)
Biological process (GO): maturation of LSU-rRNA from tricistronic rRNA transcript (SSU-rRNA, 5.8S rRNA, LSU-rRNA)
Cellular component (GO): nucleolus
Molecular function (GO): RNA binding
Source: RefSeq, a predicted model, not a curated record